ACUCUUUUGUUGUACCAGGUAAUUGAUCCCCUGCGCAUCUCAUUUAGUUUUAACUAUUACAACAGAAUUAAUCGAAAUGGCCGAAGCCAGUGGAAAGAAAUUAAAAGCUAUCUGCAUUGAUGGAAGUGAACACAGUGAACGAGCACUGAAAUGGUUUUUUGAUAACGUUUAUCAUGAAGGUGAUGAAGUCGCAUUAAUUCAUGUACAUGUUCUCCCUGAUCUACCUUCAUUUGGCAUAUAUGCUGGUGGAAUUGUAGCCACCGAGAUCUAUCAAGAAACUGUCGAAGAGAGCAUCAAACAUAGUAAAGUAACCUGCGAGAAGUACAAAGAACUUUGUGCUGCCAAAGGAGUAACUCCAAAGAUAUUUGCUGAAACAAUGGAAGAUUCAAUUGGACAUACCAUUUGCAAAAUUGCCAAGGAACAUCAUGCUUACAUGAUUAUUAUUGGUCAGCGUGGUUUAGGUGCAAUACGCCGCACUUUAUUUGGUAGUGUCAGUGAUUAUGUCCUGCAUCAUGCCCACGUACCAGUAGUUGUGGUGCCGUCAGAAGACAAAGAUAAAUCUAAAUGAUUAUGUUUGCAAUAAGUUUUAAUAUUUUUUUAAUGUUGUUAUUUUUUGUUAUUGUUAACAACAAAUUUUAUUUUGGGAUAAUUUAGAAGUUCUUUCAUAAAAUUGUUAUCUUAUGAUAUUUGUUUCGUUUUUUGUAAAACAUUAGUAAUUUUUAAGAAUGUUCUUAAUAUAAUAGAAAACUUCCUAAUCAUUUUUGACUGCUUGUAAACAUAACCAAAACAUGUAAAGUAUAAUAAAAAUAUUUUUUCCAAAUUGUAAUUUUUAUGAAAGCAUGGAAUGUGUUUUAAUGCCUUGUUUCUUAUGGUUAGUCUCUUUUUUCUACUAUAAGUUCUAAUAUACCAAUGUAUGUACUACUAUUGUAUGCAGUAUACCACGUAUAUAACAUUAUAUAGAAAAAAGGUUGUAUUGUCUCCUAAUCUGUUGCUUUCGGUAGACUUAAAAAUAUUUAUGUUUGCCUUAACCUCACCUUGUGUUUUUUUCAAAAAAGAGGUUAAUUACUGUAUAGUAAUGUAUAAGAUGUAUAAGAUAACCAAUUA
This is a messenger RNA of Hydractinia symbiolongicarpus, 1104 nucleotides long. Its product is annotated as universal stress protein Slr1101-like. The record is from RefSeq and is a predicted model, not a curated record. The transcript has 4 exons. The coding region runs from base 77 to 568 and encodes 163 amino acids. Lineage: Eukaryota; Metazoa; Cnidaria; Hydrozoa; Anthoathecata; Hydractiniidae.